This is a messenger RNA of Phacochoerus africanus (Common warthog), 2113 nucleotides long. RefSeq names its product 3'(2'), 5'-bisphosphate nucleotidase 1 (gene BPNT1). The transcript is spliced from 11 exons. Bases 638 to 1660 code for a protein of 340 amino acids. Lineage: Eukaryota; Metazoa; Chordata; Mammalia; Artiodactyla; Suidae. Gene Ontology annotation, biological process: phosphatidylinositol phosphate biosynthetic process. The record is from RefSeq and is a predicted model, not a curated record. Gene Ontology annotation, molecular function: 3'(2'),5'-bisphosphate nucleotidase activity.
AAGUGUCCAUCAACAGAUGAAUGGAUAAAGAAGACGUGGUACACACACGUAAGCGCUAGCAGCACAAAUCAGUGUAAAGUUUUUCUACGGGGAGCCAAGGUGGGGGUGUCCCGACCACCUGAAGCUAGUCCACGGACUCCCAGAGUUUCGAGGUUGGGUAGCCACCCUCCCCCGCAGGGCGGUAUCACUAAUCCACCCAACACAAAGUGCACUGGAAGACACCUGCAAGCAGAACGAAUCCUUCAGAGUGGCUACACCUUCAGUAUAGAUUUCAGGUGACCUGACCCUACGGAAAGCUUGGAGAAAACACGGAGAAGCGGAUUUUGCCCGCGGAUCGGGAGUCAGACCUGGGCGAAGUAGCUGUUUUGCGCCUGCGCCGAACUUCCCGCAUGCUCAGUAGCUGAGGUUGGCCGGUCAGCAAGCGCUGCUGACCUAUCCAAGGAGUGUAAGCGCUGAACUGCUCGCAGUGGGGACCUGUGGCUUGAUAACACUGUUUUUGGUUAUUCCUGAAGUGUCUUUCGUCUGACUUGAUCCCAGUCUCGUCACCGAACGCAGUCAAAAGACAAAGCCUAAAAGUUUUCUUGACAAGAAAAUACCACGGACUUGGCAAACAGAAGAGGAAGUGAUUUAGUCAUAUAUGAAGCCUUGCAAGCUGGGAGGAUUGCUUCACUGGCUCAAAGGGCCCAGCAUGGCUUGCGGUCACACUGUGUUGAUGCGGUUGGUGGCCUCAGCGUAUGCUGUGGCCCAGAAGGCCGGGAUGAUCGUCAGGCGAGUUAUUGCCGAAGGAGACCUGGGUAUCGUGGAGAAGACCUGUGCGACGGACCUGCAGACCAAGGCCGACCGAUUAGUUCAGAUGAGCAUAUGUUCUUCCCUGGCACGGAAGUUCCCCAAACUGACAAUUAUAGGGGAAGAGGAUCUGCCUGCUGAAGAAGUGGAUCAGGAGCUGAUUGAAGAUGGCCAGUGGGAGGAGAUCCUGAAGCAGCCCUGCCCGUCUCAGUACAGCGCCAUCAAAGAGGAGGAUCUUGUCGUCUGGGUUGAUCCACUGGAUGGUACCAAAGAAUAUACUGAAGGUCUUCUUGACAAUGUAACGGUUCUUAUUGGAAUUGCUUAUGAAGGAAAAGCCAUAGCAGGAGUUAUUAACCAGCCAUAUUACAACUACCAGAACAAUGAAAAUCAGAAGUUAAGGGAACCCAAGAAUGAAGCAAAGGCAGGACCAGAUGCUGUGUUGGGGAGAACCAUCUGGGGAGUUUUAGGUUUAGGUGCCUUUGGGUUCCAGCUGAAAGAAGUGCCUGCCGGGAAACACAUUAUCACAACCACCCGGUCCCACAGCAACCAGCUGGUUAUGGACUGUGUGACUGCUAUGAAUCCUGAUGAUGUGCUUCGAGUGGGAGGAGCAGGAAAUAAGAUUAUCCAGCUGAUUGAAGGCAAAGCCUCUGCUUACGUAUUUGCAAGUCCUGGAUGCAAGAAGUGGGAUACCUGUGCUCCCGAAGUUAUUUUACAUGCCGUGGGAGGCAAGUUAACCGACAUCCAUGGAAAUGCCCUUCAGUAUAACAAGGAAGUGAAGCACAUGAACUCGGCGGGAGUCCUGGCCACGCUGAGGAAUUACGACUACUAUGCAAGUCGAGUUCCCCAGUCUGUCAAAAAUGCACUUGUGCCUUGAAGGGAAAUCAAGGACUUGCAUCUCAAGAGAGCGUAUUUUACAACUAAUUGAAUGACACCAGAGCUCCACUCCCCGUUGAUGACUGUUCUAUCCAAUUACUUAGGAGUAGAAAGAGAAUUUUAAAAUGUCUUAAUUAAUUAAUCAUCCAGACCAAUUUUGAUAUCGGGAAAAUGUAUAAAGUUAGAAUAUGUCACAUUUCUUUCUCUCCAUUUAUUUGGAGAAAUGAAAGAAAAGUUUAGCUCCAACUGGCUAGCCCAGUCAGUUGCCCAAUCUACAUUCCUGUUUUGUAAACAAGAUUUCUGUAGCACAAGUUGUCACCUGAAUCAUCUCCUCGUUUUUCACAGUAAAGUAAGACAUUUUCCUACUCUCAUUCUGAGUACAUUAAAAUGUUAUUAUAUAUGUUGAUGAAACAUUUUGGAGAAAAGUUUCUUUAUAAUAAAUUAUUUAAUUCUG